GUCAGCCGUGUGUCGUCAUUCAUCACGUGACAUGAUCGCCAUUUUUCCACCAAGCCUGAGAAACAAAGAGUGCGGUACAUGCAAGGAAAGUGAUUGCAGCAGGUUUUCAAUUUAGUCUGCUGUCGGUAGGUGUAAAGCAUGAUGAUGAGACCAGGUGAUGGUGAAAGUGUAACAACAACAUGGGGCACCAGUGGCAGUGAGGAACAGGAUCUAGAGAGCUGCACAAAACUAGAUGGCGCUCAUGUCAAUGGAUCUGCAGAGGAAAAAAAUGCUGAAAAUUGUGAGGUGCCAGAGAUACAAGUUAAGCAGACAUCCACAGAGAAGGGUAUAGAAAUGAAUGGUUCUACUAAUUCUCACACGGUGGUGGAGGAUGUAAAUGGAGAAGCAGAAGUGACAGAUGAACCUAUGGAAACUAACCAGUUUGUACCAGUCAACAGUGACCAAACAGUUAUACCAGAAAACAAUGACCAAGCUGCUUUACCAGCUAGCAAUGGCCUAACUGUUAUACCAGGCAAUAAUGGCCAAACUGUUAUACCAGAUAACAAUAGCAAAACUGCUACACCAGACAUCAAUAGCCAAACUGUUGCUGUUAUACCAGUCAACAAUGGUCAAAUUUCUAUACCAGUCAACAAUGGCCAAUCUGACUGUCCCUCUUCCACUGACAUAUCAGGUCCUCAGCAAACCAAGAAAAGUUCUGAGAAUGUGUCCAGUCCAGACGGUAUUAGUGCUCAAUUCAGCAAUCUCAAUGACAAUGUAGUUGCUCAAGAUGAAAGUACACUUGGUGAUGGGAAAUCUGAAGAACUUGAAAAUGAGCUGAAUGGCUCUGAUGCCAGUGAUGUGGUUCAGAAAAGUGAUCCUUGUGGUGCUGAAAUAAAAACAGCCAGUAAAAGGAAAGAAGGUGGAGAGAUGAAACUUAAUCAAGGGACAGAAGUAGAAAACCAGGAAGCCAGAACAAGUCCUGUAAAAGAAGUUGAAGAAAUGGAAAUUGACUCCCCUACUCAGUUGCAUGAAAGCAAAUCUGCCCCUGAAGGGAAAAAACAAGACUUCAGCUCUGUUUCGGGGAAGAUUGUUGAGAGCACAGAUGAAUUCAUCAUUGUCCAGAACUCAGACACUGAUGACAGUGAGACAGAAAUGGAAACUGGAGAACCCACCAAAAGUACAAAUGGUGAAAAGGAAAAAAAUGGCUCUACUCUACAGGACCUGGUGGAGGAGACGGUGGGACAGAUGGCAGCACAGGAAAGCCCCUCUGCGCCAAAGAUCCACACUCCAUCAUCAGUAUCUCCCUCUAGUGGUGGGUCCCCAGGUGCUAGUCAAGCCAGUGCCCCAAGAGCUAAUGGAUCGCCCACGCCCACCAGUGUGACAUCAAAAUCUGCAGGACCCCUUUUAAAGGCUCUCACCAGCGCAGGUGCAGCGCCCCCAGUGGCAUCCUUCAACACUUCUCAGCAGAAACAGACCCCAGCUGUAAAGGAGCCGGACUUCUAUGGGGAGGCACCCAAGAGCAUGGUAGGGCUAGUUGGUGCAUUUCUGUUCAACAUUGGUCUUGAUCUAGUGAAGGAAAAGACUUAUAAAAGUCUCGCUCGUGUGCAGACGAAACGCCUGAAAGAGGACAAAUUGGAGGAAAAGGAACAAGAGGAACUUGAGAAGAUGAAAAAGGAACACUCAGUUUUGCUGGAAAAAAAUGAAUCCCUGCACCAUAAAAAUUUGAAAUGCUCCAAGUGUAACUUCAAAACAGAAUCCCAGAAUGUUCUAGAACAUCACAUGGAGUAUCCCCACAUGGAGGCAGAUAAGAUGACUUGUUCCUUCUGUGACUUCCACAGCCGCCAGCCCAUAGCUUUCACCUAUCACAUGAAAGGAAAUCACAAUAAAAAUGCGCGCUUCGUCCCAAGACCUCUUUUUCAUCAAUGCACGCUAUGCUUCUAUGAACAAAAUCACAAGAACCGCUUAAUGCAGCACGAGAUAGGCUGCAGGAGACGGUUCGACAUUGCCAAAAACCUGGCUCCCACCAACAAUUUUCUGCACCACUCUCUGAGUGUGGAGGUAAAGAGGCCCCCGCCACCAAAACCCAAACCUGCCCCACCAGUGUCCCUUCUCCCUGGAAACAAACCUAACGCUGCGCAACAGAACAGGACACCAGGGCCCCAACCAGGACUCUCUCCUAGUCAACAUUUAGCGGGAAUGCAGACCUUCAAUCUCAAUGGCCAGAUCUACGUGUGGACCAGCGUGGGGCUGGUUCCUAUGCAUGCUGCAACCCAAGCCAUCCAAUCCUCGCGCCCAAUUUCUGCCAUUGUGGGACAUCCCAAACAGACAACAGCGCCACCUACUCCUGUUCAAAUGUAUGCUGCUCAGCCUGAUGGACCAAAGUUGUCACCAGGAUUAUCUGCCAUUUCGCAGAUUUUGAAACGGUCUGGAUCUUCAGUGGAUGUCAAUGGGCCAACUGCUCCAAAGGUUUCCAAGAAAGAUUACGAGGUCUGUGAACUUUGUGACGGCUUUGUCAUGAAUCGAGAUGCAUUGCGAGUUCACUUUUAUUACGCUCACCAGAUCAACAUGUCACCGGAUAUUUUCCAGAAGUACAAGAGUCCUCCGCUGACCUGUGCUGUGUGUAUGGCAACAUUUUGGACAUCACAGGGCUGGAACCGCCACUCCAAAACUCACUUCCAGAACGAGUGUUUCAUUUGCAAGAGGAGCUUUCAACAGUUAGUCACUCACCUGGAAACUGCCCACGGCCUGAACUUCUUAAACCUGGUGGAAAUCAACCGCUGUGUGAGCUGCGGUAAGACAUUCACGUGUGAAAAAGACCUUGAAUCUCACAUGGCGAAGUACCACGGACUGAGUUUACAGCCAAUGAAAAUGGUUGCAGAGGUCAGAACAGCUGCUGUGGCCAGAGAUAGAAUCGAGAAAACUCCCGCGUUCGCCACUCUUCCAGCAUCCAGGAAGAAGGCUGUCCCAAAAGGGAAACCCACGACCAGUCCUCGUGUCAUGACGCAGAAUACUCCCUAUGAGUGCAAAACCUGUGGUAUUAGCAAUUUUGCCAAUGUGCAGGAGUACUACCAUCAUUUCGGAGAGAAACACGGUGGGUUAGGAUGCCGCCACUGCUCAGUGAAGUUCAACUCUCUGGAUGAGCUGGGCUACCAUUUGUUCUUGGCCCACAAGGAGAAGCUUUUCAUGUGUAACAAGUGUGGCUUUGGGGCACUGUCCACUACGGCCCUCAGACAGCAUAUGUUGGACCUGCACGAAAAGGUGCGGUGUAACUUAUGUGGUCGGUGCUAUGAGGGGAAGGCGUACAGAAUCCACCUCAUGGGGCACACAAAGAAGUGUCAUGUCAAAAUAGAGAGGUUAUCACGUAGGGUUCUGGAGAAGUAUGGAAUUAGUGGACUUUCUAAGGAGAUUGAUGUGGGUAACGCUGUUGUUAAGGACAACGGCAGUAUCCCCAGGAAUGAUGUUGCUCUUGAAGAUGAUGUUGUAGUUGUGGAAUAAAAUUAUUUACAUAGAUGGAGCAUAAAAUGCAGUUUAUUGUAUUUAUUGGAGAUUGUAUAUUAUUACCAUCUAAGAAAUUGUCAUUUGAUUAAAAGUCUGCCAUGAGAAAACUUGCUCGUAAAAAAAAAGUUUAACAUAUAAAUGUGAGAGAAUGUUAACUUUCACAAAUGUUAUAAGACUAGCAGCAUUAUUGUAGGAAAGUGUUCUGCCAAACAAAUAAUUAUAAAGAAUUGCGUUAGAUUGGAAAUGAUGGAAAAUCGCCUUGUCCAUUUUACUUCAGUUUUCUUAUUGAUUCCAAAGAAUAAUUUAGCUUUUGGGAUUUUAAAGAAAAUUUCCCUAAACUUUAAAACUUCAGCACAUUUUUAAAGACCGCAUAAAUAUUGUAGUAGGUUCAUAAACAAUGUCAAGAAAAAAUAAAUAGUUUUCAACUUGAGUGUCCAUUGGUCUUUGUACUUGGACCUCGGUAGUGAGCAAGUAUUCUACAUAUUCAUCUGUGGAAAAUCUGAAGAAAGUAAAAUCCAUAGAAAACGCAUCACUGUAACAUAUUAAUGUGUACAAAUGUUUCUCAAUUAUGAUUAUUAAUUGAAAAUGAAGAAGGCCAGUUGACACCUGUGUCAGGAGUCUAUAUACGCAUACAGAAUGUUUUUUUUUUUUUUAAUAAUGAAAGUGCCUGCACUGUAUGGAGAAAUUCUUGUUACCAGUGUACUAUCCUACCCGAAACUCCCCUGUCCCCC
Molecule: messenger RNA, 4208 nt
Organism: Lingula anatina
Lineage: Eukaryota; Metazoa; Brachiopoda; Lingulata; Lingulida; Lingulidae
Source: RefSeq, a predicted model, not a curated record